AUGUUGUAUGCACAACAACACAACAGCAAUGCAGGAAACGAACUAUUACUUGUGGAUAACGUUGAUGAUGAACGAAUAGUGAAUAGGCUUGAUCACGAAGAAGAAUACUAUGAGACUUCAGGUCCAUCGGACAAUGAUGAAUACGAAGAUGUUCUGAAUACAACUCAAGAUUCUGCAUCUUCUUCCGCAUACUUAAAUCAGUCCAAUUCAGACGUUGAGACUAGGGAACGGGAACGAGAGGAUGACUCACAGGAAAUGUUGGGACUAUUCCUCAAUUUCUUGAGGGACAAUGAACUGAACGAAACCGCAGAGAAGUUAAUGGAAGAAUUGAAAUCGAGUACCAGCCGACGAUCAUCGCAAGCCAAUACACCUCAAACAACAUCAAGUCGACCAUCCAUGAAAAGCUAUUCUUCGGAGAAGGAAAAAAUUGUAGAGCCCGAGUUUGAGCAGGUUGCUGAGGUGGUCAACGACGUGGUUCAAAGUGUGGUCUCCGAUUUUUAUAAUAGCCAUCCAGCAGAUACUAAGCAUUACAAUCACAGAAUAACCCCCACCAACAGCGCAAAGAGAGUUCUGACAAGUCACUCCCAACAUUCCAAGCAGUCUAUUGAGGACUCGUAUGAAGAAGAACUAGAAAGACCAGAUAGCUCAUCUCUCAUGAAAGAAUUACAGGAUUUUGCACACAUGUAUGACACAGCAGAUGGAGACGUUGCUCCUCUUAACACCGAUGAUCUCUAUGAAACUUUUGAACAAGAUAUUGAGAAAGAGUUGAAAACGUUAGAGAUGAAAAACAAGGAGGAAACUCAACCUUCAAAACCAGACAAGGAUGCAAAAGACGAUGACUAUGCGAGCGACAGUGAUGAAGAGGGAUACAGUCGAUGCACAGAUUUCACAGAAGAAGACUUUAAAUCUUGGGGCCCAACCUACAUUGAAGAAGAGGUAUCCGAAAUUCAAGACCGAAGAACAAAAUGGAGGCCUCCUGUGGAAUAUGAAACAAUCUAUUUACCUGUCAUUAGAGAAACUUUCAAAACAGGUUUUGAGGAAACCAACGAAUUCAAAAUUGAAGUUGAUUCAAUUAUUGCUGAACGUUAUCAAGUGGUUGAAUAUCUUGGAAGUGCAACAUUCAGCAGAGCAAUUCAAUGCUUGGAUUUAAGAACCAACCAGAAUGUCUGUAUCAAGAUUAUUAAGAAUGAUAAGGAUUUCUUUGAUCAAAGCUUGGAUGAAAUCAAGCUUUUAAGAUUCCUAAACAGUAUGGGAGAUCCAGAUGCAAUGAAUGUGAUCAAACUCCACGACUUUUUUUACUACAAGGAACACUUGUUCAUUGUGUGUGAACUUCUGCGUGAUAACUUGUAUGAAUUUUAUGUCUACAACAGAGAGAGUGGCGAUGAAUUGUACUUUAACUUACCAAGGCUUCAAAAAGUAACAAGGCAAUUACUGACGGCGUUACAGUUUGUUCAUUCCCUGAAUUUGAUUCACUGUGAUCUUAAGCCUGAGAAUAUUCUCAUCAAAUCAUACAGCAAGUGUCAAGUGAAAAUCAUUGAUUUUGGUUCUUCAUGUUUCAAAUGGGACAAUUUACCUCUCUAUGCGCAAUCAAGAACUUAUAGAGCUCCAGAGGUCGUUAUUGGAAGUGAUUACGAUGAAAAGAUCGACAUGUGGUCGUUGGGAUGCAUUCUAGCAGAAUUGUAUACUGGCAAAGUUCUCUUUUAUAAUCACUCGAUUCAAACCAUGCUUGCCAAAAUUUUAGCAUUAUGUGGUCCGUUUAAACUUCAUCAACUCCAACGAGGAAGAUUUGUGAAGGACUUUUUCAGGAAGGUAAAGGUCGAUGGAAAAACAGAGUAUGUCUUGUUCAGAUACAUUGACAGAGACACUGGAAAGACCAUUCCACCCUCAGGUGUUGGUUCUAUUACACCAAACGACAAUGUUUAUGAGGAGUUGCUGAUACCACAAUACAAACAAAACUUGAAGGAACGGUUAGACAAUUGCCAAGAUGAUGAGUUUGUUGAUUUUAUAAGGCAGUGCUUACAAAUAGAUCCACUUGACCGACUUGAUGUUCAAAAUGCGUUCAAUCAUCCUUGGAUGAACAAGAAAUAUGAAGAGCAAGUGUAG
Molecule: messenger RNA, 2103 nt
Organism: Naegleria fowleri
Lineage: Eukaryota; Heterolobosea; Eutetramitea; Acrasida; Naegleriidae
Exons: 3
Coding region: 1-2103 (700 amino acids)
Biological process (GO): peptidyl-serine phosphorylation; peptidyl-threonine phosphorylation
Cellular component (GO): cytoplasm
Molecular function (GO): ATP binding; protein tyrosine kinase activity; protein serine/threonine kinase activity
Source: RefSeq, a predicted model, not a curated record